Dreissena polymorpha is the source of this 1428-nucleotide messenger RNA. Its product is annotated as sodium-coupled monocarboxylate transporter 2-like. The record is from RefSeq and is a predicted model, not a curated record. Gene Ontology annotation, biological process: transmembrane transport; sodium ion transport. NCBI's taxonomy places the organism in Eukaryota, Metazoa, Mollusca, Bivalvia, Myida, Dreissenidae. Bases 1 to 1428 code for a protein of 475 amino acids. Gene Ontology annotation, cellular component: membrane. Gene Ontology annotation, molecular function: symporter activity. The transcript has 13 exons.
AUGUCUGACCUUGUAAAUUCAUUCCAUGUCUUGGACUACGUUGCUAUGGGAAUGUUUUUUCUCGUUUGUACCGGGAUCGGCGUCUACUAUGGAUGUUAUAAGAAGCAGAAGACGACAGAGGAAUAUCUCCUUGGUAGCAGACGCAUGCAUCUAGUUCCGGUUGCGAUUUCAUUAUUGGUUACAUACCAGUCGGCGAUUUCCGUGCUCGGAGUGCCAUUGGAGAUUUAUGUGUACAACACGAUGAGUUAUUACAUGUGGGUCGCCGUCAUGAUUGCGAACGCCAUUCAGGGAUUCUUGAUUGUGCCACUUGUAUAUCCUUUGGGAAUCAGCAGUUCGUACGAAUUCUUCCGUAGGAGAUUCAAGUCGAGAGCCGUACAGUUACUGGGUACUGUUAUGGGAAUGCUGCAAACGCUGAUGUAUAUGGCCAUUGUUCUUUUUGCACCUGCUUUGGCACUUGAAGCAGUUGCUGGAAUACCAUUGUGGUUAUCCAUUGUUGUUGUUGGAAUCAUUGGAGCCGCAUAUACUUCGAUAGCUCUGAUAGAAGUUGGAGAUUUUCAUAAAGUCUUCAAGGUAGCCAUGGAUGGUAAAAGAAUAGUAUUUAAUGAUGUAAUACUGACAUUAGUGGGCCUGGUACUAUACGCCUACUUUGUGGAGAAACAGUGUGACCCUUAUCUAUCUGGGGCCAUUAGCAACUACAAUCAGCUGAUGCCGUACUUCGUCAUGAAGGUGUUCCACAACGUACCAGGACUCUCUGGUCUGUUCAUUGCUGCAUUGUUUAGCGGUUCUCUCAGCACGCUGUCAUCGGGGAUCAACUCCAUGUCAGCCAACACACUUAAAGACAUUUUGCCAAAUGUUCUUCGUAAUGCACAGCAAUACAACCAGACCGUUAUUGCCAAAGUCGCAUCAAUGGUGUUCGGAGCUAUGGCUGUUGGAUUGGCAUACUUGGCAAAAUCUUUGUCAGGUCCAGUAACACAAAUAACCUUGACGACAUUUGGUGCAGCAGGAGGUCCAAUGGCAGGCAUAUUCUUCCUUGGGGCAGUAUUUCCACAGGCUAACUGGAUUCACAAGCAGAACCAACCGAUACAGACCUCACAUACCCUUGCUGAGGGAAGUAAAAGGAGGAAGAGGGUGGUACGGAAUAAUUUGGAUAGUAACUGGAUUACGAGGAGACCUCAGCUGGAGCUUAACGACUGUCUCAUGGUCGAGCUGCGUAACGAAGAUAUAAGAGCCUUCCGAACUUUAGUCUGUGAGGCCAACGUCUACGAGUAUGCUCAUCAGAUGCUCUUGCAGCCUGACGCUGAGGCCCAGUUGCGCCAACAGAGGAGCAACAUGGUCAGUAUCAGCCUGAGGGCAAGUGUCUGGACUGGCAGCGUCAGCAGAAGGAGCGUGGACCUCGGCAUGGACAUGAACCGUUACCUGGGUAUGUGA